Messenger RNA from Cooperia oncophora, 315 nucleotides. The record is from the annotation of a GenBank genome assembly. Lineage: Eukaryota; Metazoa; Nematoda; Chromadorea; Rhabditida; Trichostrongylidae.
AUGUUGGUGUUUCAAGAUAUGGUCCGUGAUGUGCCCUACACAGAACUCACACAUGCCGCAUUCUGGGUCGAAUUCAUUGAACGGCAUCAAGAGGUACCACAUGCACGCUCUGGAGCCGAUAAACUCAACGUCUUCCAGUAUUUCCUUGUCGAUGUCAUCGCAUUUAUGAUCUCUGUACUUAUGCUGUCCAUAGCCACUGUAUAUCUCAUAAUUAGAACGACUUUUAGAAUUAUUAUGUAUUUUAUAAGCCGAGUAUUCCGUCGAACUCCGUUACCCAGUCCAUCUAAGCAAAUGAACAGCAAGAAAACAAACUAA